Molecule: messenger RNA, 2259 nt
Organism: Symbiodinium natans
Lineage: Eukaryota; Dinophyceae; Suessiales; Symbiodiniaceae
Source: the annotation of a GenBank genome assembly
AUGUUCAAAGUAGAGGCCGAGAACUACAAGCUGAGCCGGCCGGCGGAGGUCUUAGCCGACUUCCUGAGCCACGACUGGGGUAGCUCUCGGUGGAUGAAGUUCCUCACCAUGCUCAUCAUCUACAACUCGAAAGCCGCGCUGAUUGCAACAUUCCUGACUUCCCUCGCCCUCGGCGUCGCCCGCGCCGCCGGGGCCCUGCCGGAUCUGACACUUCCCCCUGUGGCCAUCGGCUAUGGCGUUCACCUCCUCUUCUUGUGCUUCUGGCAAAGAUUCCGCCAGAUGCUGUGCACUUGCAGGCUCGUCUUCUUCGACAAGCUGUGCAUCGCCCAAAGCCCUGAGCUUGCGGAGUUGAAGGCCAAAGGCAUUCUGGGCCUUGCCGCUUUCCUCAACCACUCCAAGCACCUCGUAACUCACUUUGUGACGUUUUUUUCUUUGCAAACUGUGCACGGGAGCAAGGUAUUAUGGUCGCCGGCUUACUUCAGCAGAUUAUGGUGCUCGUAUGAAGUGGCCACGUGGCUGACCGGCAGCAAUGAGCAGAAACCAAUUGUGGUCAUGCCAGUACAUGCGGGGCCGGUUUUACUCGUGGAAUAUGUGGCGUGGGCUGCGUGCUCGACUUCGUUUGCGUGUCUUGUGUCUGGCAUGUUUAGCUCCAUACAGGGCGCUGGUGCAAUCCCGGUCGUGGCCUUGCUGGUUGCCGUGACAAAUUCCUGGGGAGUACCCCUCUUGACCAUGGAGAUCAGCUUAGCCCGACACUUGCUGGAUGUUGAACGAUACAGGAGACUCGCUGCUUCUGUUGCUCAAACGAUCAUCGCCAUCCCGACACUGGUGCACCGUGAUCGGAAGUUGGUGUACAUCAAGCUGAAGGAGUGGUACAGUCGUCCCGGAGACGUUGGUGAGGAGUAUUUGGAUCACUUCAACAACCUGGUCCAAACGAGGCUUGCAAGCACGAUCCUCGGCAAGAUGUCUAACUUCAUUCCGCGCACCUACACAUUCUACAUGCUGGCCGCCGCCAACCUGCCCUGGCUCUCCGACUCCUUAUCGAGGGCCAUUUGGCAGGUUGUGCCAGCGCCAGUGGAGAAUCCCGUCAUGGCGUUUGCACAUAUUCUUCUGGAAACAUGGCAGCAUUGUUCGCCUUACUUCUUGCUGACCUCCCGCUCGCUGACGCUAUUUGUCGGCGUGCGUGGCUCGGGCAUCGUGUGUUUGGCGCUCCUUGGCCUGAACUUGCGCAGAUGCCAGGGGAAACGAUCCCAGGAGCAACUCGCAGCGGCCACAUGGUCGACCGAUACUCAGAAAGAGUUAGAUCGGAGCUGUGAUCCCAGUUGCUGUGAUCGAUUGCAGCAGUCCCACAUCUUCCAGGUUUUCCGCGUAAUGUAUGCGGGCAGACGGUGCCACGGCCAUGAGAACGCGGGGGCGACCUGCUACCUUCAGGCCUCCCUGACGAUUCUGGCCCUACACGAAGAGCUACUUCAAGCUGCUCCGCCCGAAGACAAAGGGCUCCACCAGGAGAUCUGCAACGUCAUCCAGCUGUCCCGGGUGGAGCGGGUGCAGCAACAGCACCUGGACUCUUUGGAACGCCGUCUUGCCAAGCGCGAUCUCGUCUACCAUGGUCAGCAGGAGGAUGCCGUCCGAAUCUUGGAGGAGCUCCUGCCACUGUGCGGGGGCCCCAAGUUGGACCUCCAGCCCUUUACCUGCGCGGAGCCUCGGGUGCUGGCAGCGCUGAUGUUGGAGGAUACAGAAGUGAAGCUGCCUCCUCCUGAACCAGCCUACAUCUUGCGAGUCCCGCUCCCAGACUCCAGCGUCCUCCGCUCCUUCCGCGGAGACCUUGAGGCAGCUUUACAGUCGGCCGUGCUCGCCCAGGUGGAGGACUGCGAGGUUGAGAUGGCGAACGGACAGACCUUGCGGGUUCCUGCCGCCACCCGGGCGAUGAAGCGGAUGCCGCAUCGGCUCCCACCAUUGCUGCUGCCCCUUUGCGUCGAGCGCUGGAAUGUCCAGGGGCCCUCCAUGAGCAAGCAAGACGACGCCAUCACCGUGCCACUGGAGGGCCUUCAUCUUCCCCUCCUGCCGCCCUCGCACAAUCAGCUUGCGCUGCCAGACUUGGAGCUGUGGGCUUAUGACCUUCGUUCCUUCAUCGUCCACCAGGGGACUCUCAGUGCGGGCCACUACGUGGCUUACUAUCGGACCACCAGCGGCUGGCAAGUGGUGGACAACGCGAGUUGCCAGAGCAUCUUGCACAAAAUCCCCGAAACCCUCAAACCUUGA